Lactuca virosa is the source of this 564-nucleotide messenger RNA. The record is from the annotation of a GenBank genome assembly. Lineage: Eukaryota; Viridiplantae; Streptophyta; Magnoliopsida; Asterales; Asteraceae.
UUCCUUUCGAAGAAGCAGUUCCCUUAUCCCUUCAACUGAAUGGCUACCAUUUGAACACACCCACAAUUGCACUACCAUAAAACCACCUUUGGCUCUCUGGCAUCUGCAACAAUGGCGACUCUGCAAACUAUGGCGUUCUCAUCACCGGUCUCUCAUUGUUGUAAAAAACCUCAAUUUCUUCCAGGAAUGAUAUCAGGAGUUGUUUGUCACAGUUCGCGAUCUGCAUUCACUGGUCAAGCAUUAAGCAUACCGAUUUCAAGGCAAAAUCCCAACAGAUUGAACAACUGUCGCACAUUUACACUCACUAUACAGAUGGUGAAACCAUCAAUCCAGUUCAUACCAGGUAAAGAUGAACAGACGAUACCAGACGUGAAGCUAACGAAAUCAAGGGAUGGGACUAAUGGGACACUCCAGUCAGUUGAUGUCAGUGCCAAAUUCGUCAAUGGAAGACCCGCAGGGAUUGAAGCCAAGUAUGUGAUGCGGACUCCACGAGAUUGGGACAGGUUCAUGAGGUUCAUGGAGCGUUAUGCUAAUGUCAAUGGAUUGCAGUUCAUCAAAAGCUAA